AUGAGUGCAAGUCCUACACCUGAAGUCUCUGAAAAGAGCAGCAAGAAUGCAGUUGAACAAUUAUCUGAAAAUGUUGCUGAGUUAUAUUUGGAAUCAUUUUCAUUCACAACAGCUGCUGCUAUAAUUGGUUAUGUUGAUAGAAAAGUCUGUGUAACAUUGACAGAUGGUCGUCAAUUAUUUGGAGUUUUGAGAACUUUUGAUCAAUAUGGUAGUAUUGUGUUACAAGAUACAGUGGAGAGAAUAUAUUUACCAGAUAAUAGAUUUGGAGAAGAUUAUCUUGGUGUUUUGUUGGUUCGUGGUGAAAACAUUGUGAUAAUAGGUGAUGUCGAUAUUGAUAAAGAAGAUGAACCACUAUCAAAAUUAACUAGAAUACCAUUCCCUGAAGCCAAAGCUGAACAGAAACAAGCAAACGAAAAAUCAACCGUUGAUAGUAAGAAAAAGACAAAGAAGUUGCAUAAAUUUGGGUUGGUUAGUGACCAUUUUUAUGUAUUUUAG
This is a messenger RNA of Hansenula anomala, 495 nucleotides long. It is a transcript of the gene LSM1, whose product is annotated as Lsm1p. The record is from RefSeq and is a predicted model, not a curated record. Gene Ontology annotation, biological process: deadenylation-dependent decapping of nuclear-transcribed mRNA. Gene Ontology annotation, molecular function: RNA cap binding. Gene Ontology annotation, cellular component: Lsm1-7-Pat1 complex; P-body. NCBI's taxonomy places the organism in Eukaryota, Fungi, Ascomycota, Saccharomycetes, Phaffomycetales, Wickerhamomycetaceae. Bases 1 to 495 code for a protein of 164 amino acids. The transcript is spliced from 3 exons.